AUGGCGAGUAAGCGCAAAGCGUCGGCAAUGGCCGCGGCAGUGGAUGAACAGCCCGUCGAUCCCUCGGACGAGCUGGCGUUCUACUGCCUCGGUGGAGGCAACGAGGUCGGGCGGUCGUGUCACAUCAUUCAGUACAAGGGAAAGACGGUAAUGUUGGAUGCCGGUAUGCACCCUGCAAAGGAAGGCUUCUCGGCGCUGCCCUUCUUCGACGAGUUUGAUCUCAGCACGGUGGAUAUUCUCCUCAUCAGCCAGUACGUGCGAACCUCCUGCCCUUUACAAAGUCCUCGUUGGUGCAAGUAUACAGUUCUGUCGGGAGCCGGAGGCUUCAAUGGGCCCCAACGCGCGAUGAUCGAGCCAGAAAUGUCACCCAGUUUCCUGUCAUUCCAUUCAAUUUUUCACGUCGACCAUUCGUCCGCUCUCCCAUAUGUCCUCAGCAAAACCAACUUCAAAGGCCGGGUUUUCAUGACCCAUGCUACAAAGGCCAUCUACAAGUGGCUCAUCCAGGACAAUGUCCGAGUCAGCAACACUUCUUCUUCGUCUGACCAGCGAACAACCCUCUACACCGAGCAUGACCACCUCUCCACACUUCCGUUGAUCGAGACAAUCGAUUUUAAUACAACCCACACUAUCAAUAGUAUUCGUAUUACGCCGUUUCCUGCCGGUCAUGUGUUGGGUGCAGCGAUGUUCUUGGUUUCGAUCGCCGGUUUGAAUAUCCUGUUCACUGGUGACUACUCGCGAGAGGAGGACCGUCAUUUGAUUCCAGCUGAGGUUCCGAAAGGGAUUAAAAUUGACGUUCUGAUUACAGAGUCCACUUUUGGAAUUUCUUCGAACCCGCCCAGGCUAGAACGCGAGGCUGCUCUCAUGAAGUCGGUGACUGGGGUCUUAAACCGUGGGGGCAGAGUCCUUAUGCCGGUCUUUGCUCUAGGGCGCGCUCAAGAACUACUCUUGAUCCUGGAAGAAUACUGGGAGCGACACCCCGAGCUACAGAAAAUACCCAUUUACUAUAUCGGUAACACGGCGAGAAGGUGCAUGGUUGUGUAUCAGACAUAUAUUGGAGCGAUGAAUGACAACAUCAAGCGGCUCUUCCGUCAGCGCAUGGCAGAAGCAGAAGCACGCGGCGACAAGAGCAUUAGUGCAGGGCCCUGGGACUUUAGAUACGUGCGAAGUCUUCGAAGUCUCGAGCGUUUUGACGACGUGGGUGGCUGUGUCAUGCUCGCAUCUCCUGGUAUGCUGCAGACUGGCACCAGUAGAGAGCUCCUGGAGCGGUGGGCCCCGAGCGAGCGUAAUGGAGUGAUCAUGACCGGGUACAGUGUUGAAGGGACAAUGGCAAAACAGCUCCUCAACGAACCAGAUCAGAUUCCAGCCGUCAUGUCCAAGGUUUCGACAAUGCCUGGUCGGGGCCGGGUCCCCGGCGCCAACGAUGAGGACCAGAAAGUGAUGAUCCCUCGUCGAUGCACAGUGGACGAAAUCAGUUUUGCAGCACAUGUCGACGGCGUAGAGAACCGCAACUUUAUCGAGGAUGUUGCUGCGCCUGUUGUGAUUCUCGUUCACGGCGAAAAGCACCAGAUGAUGCGUCUUAAGUCGAAGCUGCUGAGUUUGAAUGCGGAAAAGACCGUCAAGGUCAAAGUAUAUACGCCUGCCAACUGUGACGAAGUCCGUAUCCCCUUCAAAAAGGACAAGCUCGCCAAAGUCGUCGGGAAACUGGCACAAAUAGCGCCGCCCUCCGAGCAGGAUGACGGCCAUCUUAUGGCCGGAGUUCUGGUGCAGAAUGGGUUCAACCUGUCGUUGAUGGCACCCGACGAUCUGCGCGAGUAUGCCGGACUGACCACCACGACGAUCACCUGCAAGCAGCACAUCACACUGAGCUCGGCCAGCAUGGAUCUAAUCCGGUGGGCGCUGGAGGGCACUUUUGGCGCAAUAGAAACGGUUGGCAAGUCGCCUUCAAACAAAUUUCGUGAAAGUUCCAAGGAAAAUCCUUCAAACGAAGAGAUGGAGAAGAAGGAAGACGCAGACGAAGAGAUUCUCCGCGAAGAUGUCCAGAAAUAUCUCAUCAUGGGCUGUGUGCUGCUCAAUUAUGAUCCUCGAACGCGCGAGGUCGAGCUGGAAUGGGAGGGGAACAUGAUGAACGACGGAGUGGCAGAUGCCGUCAUGGCAGUGCUUCUCACAGUUGAAAGUAGCCCAGCCUCUGUGAAACAAUCCGCCAGAAACAAGCACCACCAUCAUCAUCAUCAUCACGACCACGAUGUCCCCCUCCCAAACCCCCAUUCAAACCUCGACCCUGAAGAACGCUUCCUCCGCCUCCUGAUGAUCCUGGAGGCUCAAUUCGGCUCGAAUAUCGCGCCGAUCGAGCGGCCCAAUAUCCCUGCGGAUCUGCUCCCCACCACCGAGACCGCCAGCCAGAACGGCGAGGACGGCGCCGAUGAUGACGCAGACAAAGACAAAAACGAAGACGAAGACAAGGACCGUCUCAGCUCACUCGAAGCGGCAGAGCUCGCCCGGCUGCAUGCCCUGGGGAUCCCCGUGCCGGGCCUCGAGAUCAAAGUCGACAAGCAUAUUGCGCGCAUCUGGCUGGAGACGCUGGAGGUGGAGUGCGCCAACGCCGUGCUGCGCGACCGCGUGCGCAUGGUCGUCGAGCGGGCCGUGGAGACCGUCGCGGCCAUGUGGGCGGAUGCGCCGGCGACAGCGAACGGUGCCUCUCCUGCACAGAGCGAUGAGAAGACAUUGACCAAUCUAGCGGAGGUGGAGAUAGUAGCCUGA
Messenger RNA from Penicilliopsis zonata CBS 506.65, 2757 nucleotides. RefSeq lists its product as hypothetical. Gene Ontology annotation, molecular function: RNA endonuclease activity; 5'-3' exonuclease activity; RNA binding. Bases 1 to 2757 code for a protein of 918 amino acids. The transcript is spliced from 5 exons. NCBI's taxonomy places the organism in Eukaryota, Fungi, Ascomycota, Eurotiomycetes, Eurotiales, Aspergillaceae. Gene Ontology annotation, biological process: mRNA 3'-end processing by stem-loop binding and cleavage. Gene Ontology annotation, cellular component: mRNA cleavage and polyadenylation specificity factor complex. The record is from RefSeq and is a predicted model, not a curated record.